Molecule: messenger RNA, 4481 nt
Organism: Spodoptera frugiperda (fall armyworm)
Lineage: Eukaryota; Metazoa; Arthropoda; Insecta; Lepidoptera; Noctuidae
Product: glycogenin-2-like
Exons: 9
Coding region: 163-3516 (1117 amino acids)
Cellular component (GO): cytoplasm
Molecular function (GO): glycosyltransferase activity
Source: RefSeq, a predicted model, not a curated record
UUGUUUGCGAGAUAGUGUGGGUAUCACCGCGGCGAGGGGGUCGCGGUCGCCGGUCGCGCACGCUGCGUGCAUUAGCUAGUGCUGCGCGAAGAGCGCGUGUAGUUCGUGAACAUAUUUGAGGUGACUGGAACUGUCACACACGAGACUACACCCGGCCUCAUAAUGUCAAGUCGAGCAUGGGUGACGUUAGCCACAAACGACUCUUACGGUCUUGGAGCCCUGGUGCUGGCGCAUUCUCUGCGCCGCGUCGGCUCCUCGUACCCGGCCGUGGUACUCAUCACACCGUCCGUCACUGACCCCAUGAGAGAGCGGCUUGGCGGAGUGUUCGCCGAGGUGAUCACGGUGGACGUGCUGGACUCGCAGGACGCGGCGCACCUGGCGCUGCUGCAGCGGCCCGAGCUCGGCAUCACCUUCACCAAGAUCCACUGCUGGAAUCUCACGCAGUACGAGAAGUGUGUGUUCCUGGAUGCCGACACAUUGGUGGUCCAAAACUGCGACGAGUUGUUCGAACGUGAACAGUUGUCAGCAGCUCCUGACGUCGGCUGGCCCGACUGUUUCAACUCAGGAGUGUUCGUGUUCUCCCCCUCAGUAGAUACCUUCACUAAACUCAUCGCCUUCGCACAGGAACGCGGCAGCUUCGAUGGUGGUGACCAAGGUCUCCUGAACUCCUUCUUCUCUGACUGGGCACGCGGAGACAUCAACAAGCAUCUGCCCUUCCUCUACAACGUCACAUCAGCUGCCUUCUACUCAUACCUGCCCGCAUUGAAACAUUAUGGGCAGAACCUCAAGAUCAUCCACUUCAUCGGAGCCGCCAAGCCAUGGCUGCAACAGUUCAACUUCGAAUCGGGAUCCGUCGAUGCGCCCGACCACAUCCGAGGCUUCCUCCAACUUUGGUGGGACCUCUUCGUGGGACAAGUGCACUCCCAGCUUGACACUGGCAUGGUUGAGGUGGCGGACACACAUGAAGGGCCCCCUGCGUUACCUCCACAUGACGUGGGACAACAAUUCCACUAUCAGCCAACCCCGGACCCUGAGUCAGAAUUCACUUGGCACCAUCCCGUCACGGAAACCAAAGAAGAAAUACGAAAGAAAGAGAUAGAUAUCACUGAGUUUUUCGAUCCAUGGACGAUUUAUAGAGGACAUAUACCACCAAAUACGAAAGAAGAAGUCAGCCAUCACGAAGAAUUAGCAAGGAUAGACGAUCACGAAGAAAUUAGAAAGUACGCGUGGGAGUAUCAGGCGCAAGGACCUCCUCCUACAUACACAGAACAUAAUCCGAACCAUGACAGACAACAUUACACAGAUAAUUGGCAACAUAAUAUUCAACACGGACACAGACAGGAUCAACAGCAACAUCAAAGUCACUGGCAUCAAGAACAUGACCACAACUGGGGCAGACAUGACAACCAUAACCAAAAUUAUGAUCAACACACUCACGCUCAUCAUUCUCACGAUCACCAUGACCAACAAGGUCAUCAUCAUGAUCAUCACACGCACCACAGUCAAGACUGUCAUGAUCAUCAUAGUCCAGUCCAUUAUGAUCAUUAUGGUCAUCACAGUCAGGAUCAAUAUGUUCAUCACGGGCAUGACCACAAUGAUCAUCAUGGAGAUGAUAAUCAGCAUCAUCACAGUCAUGAUAAUCAGCAUCAUCACAGUCAUGAUCACCAUUAUCAUCACAGUUCUGAAAACUAUGAGCACCACAAUCAAGGUCACUAUGAUCAUCACAGUCAUCAGACCCAUGAUUACCACCACAAAUCACACGACCACUACCAACAACCAACACACAUUACCGAGAAUACUAGUCAUAUACAACACAUUGAGUCUGUUUAUAGAAUAGACGAUCAGAGACAUGAUCACAAUUACCAUGACAAUUCAGAUACAAACGCACAAAACUUUCACGCAAUACAUAAAGUAUUAGAACAACAUGUUCAAGAGAAGAAAGUUAAGAAACGCAGCCGCCGCAGACGACUACAUCGCAUAGAUGUUUAUAAAGAACGCAUUAUGAAUGGGGAGGUGUCUGGAAGUGAGAGUGACGUCUCCGAAGACAUAAUGCCAAGGCACCCUUACGAUGGCUUCUACUUAAGGCACAGGGUCACUGUGGACGCUCGAGGACGGAAAGUGUGCUCGCACGAAGUACCACCCACUCCAUCUCCUUCUCCCCCACCGGACUCACCAGUUCACGAUGACUUACUACUACCAGAAGAAGAACCAAUACCAAUGGACACUAAUGUUUCAGAUGAACAAAGUGGUGUGGCUGGCAAUCUUGCUCGCGUGCUGCCGGGCGCUGCAGGCCAGCGUGAGGCCUUGGAUGAGCUGUCGCGUCGUCAGGGCUGGGAGGCCGGCAACAUUGACUACAUGGGCGCCGAUUCCUUUGCUAACAUUUGGGCAAAGAUCUCACAAACACUGAGCAAGCCCCGCACCUCACCUCCUAAACAGUCUCCUCCUAGGGAAGCAACCCCACAACCAGCUCCUGAGCAAGUUGUAGUUCAGUCUGGAGAAGUAGUGCAGGAACCAGUGGCGGAACAAGUCGAAGUGGCAAAGGAAGCGGUUCCAGCGGAGAGCGCUGCUCCUGCAGCAGAAGAGGCAGCACCUGCACCAUUACUGACGUCACAUUGGCCAGCAGAGCCUGAACCUGCACCAGUAGAAACCGCCCCUGCACCAGUUGAGGCAGCAGCACCAGUUGAGGCAUCACCUGCACCUGUUGAGGCUGCACCUGCACCUGUAGAGGCUGCACCUGCACCUGUAGAGGCCGCACCUGCACCUGUAGAGGCCGCACCUGCACCUGUUGAGGCUGCACCUGCACCUGUAGAAGCUGCUCCCGCACCUGUAGAAGCUGCUCCCGCACCUGUAGAAGCUGCUCCCGCCCCUGUAGAGGCUGCUCCCGCACCUGCGCCAGUUGAGGCUAUUCCUGCACCCGUAGAAGCUGCGCCUGCUGCAGCGGAAGCCGCAGUAGCCCCCGUAGAAGCUGCUCCAGCUCCAGUUGAGUCUGCAGCUGCGCCAGCAGAAGUGGUGCCUACUACAGUUGAGGCGGUAUCUGCACCAGCAGAGGCACCAGUUGAAGCAGCUCCCGCAGCAGCAGACGUUGCUGAAGUACCUGUGACAGUUGAAGCUGUAACACCAGCUGAAGCUCCGGCUCCGGUUGCCGAAGUACCUGUAACAGUAGAGUCCGCAGCACCUGUAGAAGCUGCUGCCCCAGCACAAGAGCCAGUCGCUGCCCCGGAGGUAGCUCCACCAAGUGAAGUUCCUGUAUCUGUGGAAGCCAUUGUCCCAGAAGUAUCUGCGCCAGCAGUUGUUGCCCCUGCAGAAGCUCCCGCUGCAGCAGCAGUGCAGUCAGAAGCCCCGAAGACCCCUGAAGCUGUGAAUGUUGCGCAAAAGACUGAAGACUCGCCUGUGCAAAGCAGCCCGGCGCUAUCAGCUUCGGACAGCCCGCCCCUGGCCAACACCCCGUCCAAGGAAGAGGCAGCGCCCCUAGCUCCCGCUGCUAAAUGCCCUAACCGAGCUUGCUCUCUAAUGUGACCGCCAUACUAACGCCACGUCUUAUCGCUCGAGAGAAUAAAGGCGAGAAUAAAAUUGGUUGUGUAGCCGAGGAGCGUCGUAAGCCGGCGGGCAAGCUGAAGCUCAGCCCCCCUGCCGCCGCCGACCCGCUCCCCACGCCCGACAGCGAGCUCGAGGACGCGGCCGCGCUCGCCUCCGACAUCAUCGCGCGGGAGCUGCUCACGCCAACCGUCACCGCCGCUUCCCCGCCCGUCGCCGAGUCGCCCGCCGCGCCCGAGAACUCCCGCCUGGCCGUGGAGGAGCCCGAGGUGCCCACGCCGCCCGUCGGCGCAGUAUCACUAGCACAGAUUGGCGUCAAAGUUCCGCCUAAGGGCAAGUCCACUACAGCAGCGCAGAUAGAGUCUUCAAUAACGGAGACGGUUACGCCGCCGACGCCCGAUGCUCCCACAGCCCCUGAGACUCCUGCAACCCCGACGCCAGCGCCGUCGCCGGCUCAGCCCAGUCCGCCAUCAGACGCCCCCAAGAAAAAGAUAGUGAAGAAAGUGGUGAAGAAGGACAAGGAGGGCGCUGCCGGCGGCGACGCGCCCGUCCCGCCGCCGCGCAAGAAGGAGAAGAAGCCCAAAGAGAAGUGAGCGGUGGCGACUCGCUCCCGAUAGUUCCUCUGUGCCAUAAUCGUAGCCUUUCUAUGUUUAAUGUCUACUUAUUUAAUUUUCGAAUAAUUAUGCUUUUAUGUAUCGCGUAAUUUUUUACUAUAAUAUUAUGUUAGAGUUAAUUUAUACUCACCAUCACGCGGCAAAUGUAUUGUUUCGUUUGAUUUUAUAUCUUUACUUUUUCUUUUAUUAAUUUUAUCAUUAAUAAUGUUUUUAACAGUGAUGAUAAUCGGUUAUAUUGUUUUAAAACUUGAUCUACCAAAGGACGAGACGUAUUUAUUAUGAAAACGAAAGUUUUAUGAAAUUUUUAUAUUAAAAGUCUAUUUUGGAAUACUA